UUUGGACACUGAGAGAAUCGAUCGUCCUCCGGUGCACACGUCUCUUGUGAGGGUGCUAGUCAUUUUUAUUGCUAUAGCAGUGAAAGCUCAUAAUGUUUAUUACAUUGAGAUUUUACUGAAGAUUUGCUUGAAAAUAAUUCCUAUUCUGCCUAGGAACUUCCUUUAAAAAAUGGAAGCAUCUGUUGAUGACCCAAAAAUUAUAAUCCCUUUUGUGCCAUCACUAUCCCACUUUUCUGCAGUAAAAGUAGCUCUUCCAUUGUUCAAUAACUUUGAUAAAGGAGCUUGGCAUGACAUCUUGGAAGAAAUGAAGAAUGUAAAUCCGGCAAGAUUGAAUGAAGCUAAGGCUGAAAAAUGUGAGGUAAACAAAGCAAAGGAAAGGUUACUUCUCAUUCCUGCAGAUUUAAGACUUAAAGUAUUAGAGGCAAUUGUGGGCUUGGAUUCGGCUUCUGUAAAAUGGGAUUUAGACCAUUCAUUUUUACUGAUUUCAAAGAAUAUAGAUGAUUCUUUUUAUUGGAAAACUGAUGGGACAAUUGACAGAAUUAAAACAGUUCAGCAACUGCUUCUGAAUGAUGAUAUUAUUAUUGAACAGAAGUUUGAUUUGGCCUGUUCUUAUUUCUUAGAAAAAAGUAUACAGACUUUGUGGUCAGAAAUGGAGUCAUCUGGUAAGACAGAGAAACCUUUAGCAGCUUAUAAUCCCAUUUCACGUUUUUGGGUUAGAAGGAUGAGCCAUAAAUAUCAGACUCCAUGGAUAAAGAGCGUUAAAAAAUACCUUGAACUUCCUGAAAAAUUUUCAAGAAUUCCAAUCCCAAGAUUCAGUGCUUUCUUUCCUUUGUUGCAGCCAGAAGACAGGAAGAAGUUUCUUGUCUCUUUAUGUAAUGCUACAUCUGAUGAUUUCUUGUUCUGUAUGUAUGGCAUAACUAAACAAGAAGAAGUAGAAAUGUUGAAGACGGUUACUCCAAAACUCCUUUUUCUUUAUUUGGCUUGGCCACUGCAAAGUUUCUUUCUUGCAAUGGCUGAAAGAUUGUGGAAUUUUAUUGAUUAUCCUCUUUUUCAAGAAGUACUAGAUACUAUCUACUCAUACAAUGUGACAAAGAUAGAUUUUGAUUAUGUUAAACUUUUUUUGGACUUCUAUGAAAGAAGCCCUAAUCACUUGAAGGAAAAGGCAAAGACAUGCCUAUCUCUCAUAAACAGAAUUCAAUUUUGUAAAGAUGCAAUGCGGAAGAGGAAGAAAGAUGAGACUGAUGAAUUAACAAAUUCAAAAAAGCAAAGGAAUGAAUUAUACUCUAACUGGCUGGCAUUGGAUGAGGAGGAAACUGACUCCUUUCCUUCCAUGUUUUUUGAUAUUUUUUAAUUAAGUUACCCAAUGAUAUAAGAUAACAUCCUUGUAAAAAAAUGCAGUACAAAGUUUUAUAGCACAUGUGAAAAAAUAACUUCAUCUUCCAGAACAUCAUAAUGAUCUCUUCAUGACUAUAACUUCAAGCUGCAUUUUUUACUUAAGUCUUCAAAUUUCUAAAUUAAUGUAUUAAAUUCCCCCCCCCCCUCUCUACUGUAUCAAAAAUGUUUUCCCGCUAAUUUAACAUUUCAUUUUUUUUUUUUUAAUCUGUCUUGCUAAAAUGUGUGAUUAUAGAAAUUCCUUUAAAGAAUAUUUUAGGUUUAAAAUUCUUAUUUUAAAUAAAUGUGAUUGCAUUGUUUUAAAUGCCAUAACGAUGGUAACAGUAUUGAUUUGUAAACAUGAUUGUGUAUGAUAUUCACAUCAAUGAUAUCUGUCAACAUUGGAGUUAGUGUUAAGCAUCUCUCUACGUAUUCAAAAGCAAAUUUAGGAAAUUAAAUAUAUAAAAGAUAUAUUUUAAAUAUUAUAUUUUGGUUAGUCUAAAACAAUAUUUGUGGUACUUGGUUUUUAACAAAUGAAAGAUAUUAAUUAUAUAUUUGAAUAUAUAUUUUAAUUCUUGAAAUUUAUAGAAAUAAGCCACUCUUCACAGCAAUUUAGAAAUGGGGUAUUUUAUUCUCUCAUCCACUAUUUUAUGGUCAAAAUUAAUUAUUUAUAUCAUAAAGAAUGUUUGCAUUAUUUUCAAUAUAAAUUAUACUACAUGAUUAUCUUCUCCUUUGGGAAGAAAUGCUCUGUAACUUAUUAUGGAUAAAAUAUUUAUUUAAUGCGUGCUUAAAAAAUAGUACGUAUAAAAAUUGUUGUAUAUAUGUAUAUUGCUAUUGACAUUUUUUGAUGUAUUUAUGUUGAAUUUUUUAAAAUAUUUUUUUUGCUGUGAUUUUAAACUUUUAAAGGAAUGUAUGCUUUUUUUUUUUUUUUUUUCUCUCUGACUUCAGAUGGGAUAUAUUAUUUUCAGCUAGCCACCCUGUUGUAAAAAUAUUGCUUCAUGACUGCAUAUAAUAUUAACUUCAAUGAUUUUUGUCAGUAUUGGAGUUUGCGUUAAAUACCUCCCUGUUUAUUUAUUGCAUUGCAACAAUUCCUUCAUUUUGUGAAAAAUUCAUUAAGAAAAAUAAAUAUAUAAAAGUUAUAUUUUAAAUAAUUUUUCGGAUUGUCUAAGACAAUAUUUGUGGUACUUGGUUUUUUACAAAUGAUAUAUUUUAAUUUUUGAAAUUUGUAAAUAUAAGUCAUUCUUCACAUCAAUUUAGUAUUAAUGCAUUUUAUUCUCUAAUCCACUAUUUUAUGGUCAAAAUUAAUUAUUUAUAUCAUAAAGAAUGUUUGCAUGAUUUUCAAUAUAAAUUAUACUACAUGAUUAUCUUCUCCUUUGGGAAGAAAUGCUCUGUAACUUAUUAUGGAUAAAAUAUUUAUUUAAUGCGUGCUUAAAAAAUAGUACGUAUAAAAAUUGUUGUAUAUAUGUAUAUUGCUAUUGACAUUUUUCGAUGUAUUUAUGUUGAAUUUUUUAAAAUAUUUUUUUAUGCUGUGAUUUUAAACUUUUAAAGGAAUGUAUGCUUUUUUUUUUUCUCUCUGACUUCAGAUGGGAUAUAUUAUUUUCAGCUAGCCACCCUGUUGUAACAAUAUUUGUGGUACUUGGUUUUUUACAAAUGAUAUAUUUUAAUUUUUGAAAUUUGUAAAUAUAAGUCAUUCUUCACAUCAAUUUAGUAUUGAUGCAUUUUAUUCUCUAAUCCACUAUUUUAUGGUCAAAAUUAAUUAUUUAUAUCAUAAAGAAUGUUUGCAUGAUUUUCAAUAUAAAUUAUACUACAUGAUUAUCUUCUCCUUUGGGAAGAAAUGCUCUGUAACUUAUUAUGGAUAAAAUAUUUAUUUAAUGCGUGCUUAAAAAAUAGUACGUAUAAAAAUUGUUGUAUAUAUGUAUAUUGCUAUUGACAUUUUUCGAUGUAUUUAUGUUGAAUUUUUUAAAAUAUUUUUUUAUGCUGUGAUUUUAAACUUUUAAAGGAAUGUAUGCUUUUUUUUUUCUCUCUGACUUCAGAUGGGAUAUAUUAUUUUCAGCUAGCCACCCUGUUGUAACAAUAUUGCUUCGUGACUGCAUAUAAUAUUAACUUCAAUUUUUUUUUUUUUUUUUGUCAGUAUUAGAGUUAGCGUUAAGCAUCUCUCUCUUUAUUUCAUUGCAACAAAUCCUUCAUUUUGUGAAAAAUUCAUUAAGAAAAAUAAAUAUAUAAAAGUUACAUUUUAAAUAAUUUUUCGGUUUGUCUAAGACAAUAUUUGUGGUACUUGGUUUUUAACAAAUGAAAGAUAUUAAUUAUAUAUUUUAAUUCUUGAAAUUUGUAAAUAUAAGUCAUUCUUCACAUCAAUUUAGUAAUGAUGCAUUUUAUUUUCUCAUCCACUAUUUUAUGGUCA
Molecule: messenger RNA, 3772 nt
Organism: Argiope bruennichi
Lineage: Eukaryota; Metazoa; Arthropoda; Arachnida; Araneae; Araneidae
Exons: 2
Coding region: 170-1351 (393 amino acids)
Source: RefSeq, a predicted model, not a curated record